Fulvia fulva is the source of this 1836-nucleotide messenger RNA. Its product is annotated as Sphingomyelin phosphodiesterase. The transcript has a single exon. The record is from RefSeq and is a predicted model, not a curated record. Bases 1 to 1836 code for a protein of 611 amino acids. Lineage: Eukaryota; Fungi; Ascomycota; Dothideomycetes; Mycosphaerellales; Mycosphaerellaceae. Gene Ontology annotation, biological process: sphingomyelin catabolic process. Gene Ontology annotation, molecular function: sphingomyelin phosphodiesterase activity.
AUGAUACCUUCAUUCAGGCUGGCCGCGGCAUUUUGCCUCCCACUGCUUGCCUUGACCCAGACUUCGCCACAGACAAGUGCACUCCUCAAAAAACUUGAAGGAAUCGAAUCAUGUGCCGGAUGCGAGACUCUUCUUGUCCAGCUUAAAGGCACCGCACUUCUAGGCGACACAGCCUUCAUCGAUGCCGUCGCCGGAGUAUGCAAGCUGGCGAGAGCAGAAGACAGCGAUGUCUGUGAGGGCAUCGCAGAAGCAGAGGGACCAGUCCUGGCACAUGCCCUCCGAGCAAUGAGUCUACCUUCCCAUACUUCUCAGCUCUUUUGUACAGCAGUACUUGGCCGGUGCGAUAUCCCGAAUGUCAGGCCCUACAAUGUCACAUUCCCAAAGCCUGAACCAGAAGCGACACGGCCUCCACCCAGUGGCAAGAAGCCUUUGCAGUUUGUGCACUUCAGUGACAUACAUGUCGACCACAAGUAUGAAACAGGAAGCAACUCCAACUGCUCCAAACCACUUUGCUGUAGAUCUUACACACCAGAAGACGCUCCCGGCAACAACUCCUACCCAGCCGGACCAAACGGCGAUCACAUGUGCGACUCACCCAGAUCCCUCGAAGAGAGCAUGUACCACGCCAUCGAAGCGUUCGCUCCAAACGCUAGCUUCGCGCUCUUCACCGGCGACAUCCCCGACCAUGCAGUGUGGUCCAUUGAGAAAGAAGACGUCAAGUACAGUUUGCGGAACGCUUACGAUACAAUGGCAUCUAUCCUCACAAUCCCCGUCUACGGCACAGUCGGCAACCACGAAGCAGCACCAACCAACAGCUUUCCCAGUCACGCCACAGUUGACCCAAUAAGCAGCCAAUGGGUCUACUCCAUCCUCUCCAAAGCCUGGCGAAAAUGGCUCAAUAACGACUCCAUCACAGCCUCCGACUACGGCGCAUACGCACACCACGUCCCAGGCACGAACCUCAAGGUCAUCUCCGUAAACACCAACCUCUGGUACAAACUCAACCUCUGGGUCUACGAAGACACCAUGCAAUUCGACCCCAACUCUCAACUCGCCUGGCUCGUCUCCGAACUUCAAGCUUCCGAAGAUGUCGGUGAGAGAGUGUAUAUUCUAGGCCACAUGCCGCCCGGCGUCGACGAUGCGCUGCGCGAUAGUUCGAAUUACUUCAAUCAGAUCGUGAACCGCUACGAUGCUACGAUUGCGGCGAUGUGGUGGGGGCAUACGCAUAAGGAUCAUUUUGAGAUUACGUAUGAUGAUUAUGAGAACCAGAGGGCGGAAGGGGCGAGGAUGGUGGGGUUUGUUGCUCCGUCACUUACUCCCACUUCGGGCUCGCCAGCGUUCCAGGUCAUCACCGUCGAUCCUGAGACUUUCGGAGUUCUGGAUAUCGAGACGUACGCUGCAUCUCUGGAGCACCCAGAGUAUCAAAAGUCUGGGCCGGUAUGGGAGAGGCAGUACUCUACGAAAGAGAGCUAUGGACCGUAUCUGGGCGUUUCGGGCAACGGGGAAGAGCUUACGCCCGCAUUUUGGCAUAAUCUCACUGAGGUGUUUGAGAGGGAUGAUGAAGUUUUCCAGGCUUACUUUGCCAGGAAGACGAGAGGGUGGAACGUCAGUCCUUGUGUUGAUGAAUGUAAAAAAGAUGAGAUCUGCCAAUUGAGGGCGGCGGAAGCACAGUACAAUUGCAUCAAGCCAGCGCCAAGGAGAUUUGUCAUGGAAAUGGAGAGUGGAAGUAGAGAGAAGCAGAACGAUGGCGAGGAUUGCCAUGGUGUUAGUACUGGGAGCAUCUUGAAGGAGAUUGCGGAUAGGCAUGUCAAGAGAGGUUACAAGCAGGACCUAUAG